UAUCACUCUUCUAAUCUCCAGUCAGUCACUCGCUCUGUACAACACUUGUCAUUCAUCGGGAUUUCCCACUCAGUACUAUAUUAUAUUUCUAAUAGACAUCAAUUUUUCAUCAUGAAGGCCAUUCUUGCUCUGUCCCUCGUUGCCGGCGCCCUCGCCGUGCCCAGCAAGGUCGUGCGCGACCCGCCCUCCCUGGUCGAGCGCGACCUGGCCUCCAUCACCAGCGUGAUUGCCAACAUCGAGAGCGAGGUCGAGGCCCUCGACUCCGCCAUCAGCGCGUACACGGGGGGAUCCUACACGGCGAUCGAGUCUGCUGCGUCGGCCGUCGUGGCGGCGAUCCAGUCGGGCGUGACGACCGUCGAGGCCUCGGCGGAUCUCAGCGUCGCCGACGCCGCUGACCUGAUCACCCCCGUGGAAGACCUCAGCGCCGACGUCGAGACCACCGUGUCUGAUUUUGUGAGCAUCGAGGCCAAGCUGGUGGCCGCGGGCGGGGGGGCGGACGCCUACGACUCCCUCGAGGCCCAGUACAGCGCGGCCGUUGAUCUCUCCAACGCCAUUGCCUCCAAGGUUCCCUCGGCGCUGUCGGCGGAGGCGGCUUCCCUUGCGGCGGGCAUCACUUCGGCCAUUGAGAGCGGCGUUUCUGUCUACGCCUCGGCCACGGCUGCCACCACGGAAGCUUCUGCUACCACGGAAGCCUCUGCUACGACUGCAGCUUCUGCCACCACUGCCGGCGAGGAGUCUUCCUCUGCUGCUUCUGCCGCCUCUACGGCUGCUGCUACUUCGGCCGCGUCUUCCGCUGCUUCCUCUGCUGCCGCCUCUUCUGGUGCUGUCUCUUCGGCUGCUGUCUCUGGCGUUGCUGCCACUGGAACCGGCUCCGUCAGCGUCUCGGCCUCCGCCACUGCCUCCUCCGUGUACACCGGUGCGGCCGUUGCCAACCAGAUCGGAUACUCUCUGGGAGGGGCGGCGGCUAUUGUCGCGAUUGCUGCUGCUCUGUGAGAAUUGAAUUAGGAUUGCUGCUCUAUGAGUGGUAAAGAUUAAUGCCAACUUAUGUGGCUGGAUGUAAUCAUGGUCUGGGUUAUUCUAGUGAAUAUCUUUGCUACAACUAAUAUAUUUUGUACCUUUUAUGUCCUCAUAAUAGUAAGAGUCUGACAAU
This is a messenger RNA of Penicilliopsis zonata CBS 506.65, 1150 nucleotides long. RefSeq lists its product as hypothetical. Bases 112 to 993 code for a protein of 293 amino acids. Gene Ontology annotation, cellular component: extracellular region. The record is from RefSeq and is a predicted model, not a curated record. The transcript has 2 exons. Lineage: Eukaryota; Fungi; Ascomycota; Eurotiomycetes; Eurotiales; Aspergillaceae.